Aspergillus versicolor CBS 583.65 is the source of this 1569-nucleotide messenger RNA. RefSeq names its product signal peptidase complex catalytic subunit SEC11 (gene sec11). Gene Ontology annotation, cellular component: signal peptidase complex; membrane. Bases 272 to 1201 code for a protein of 309 amino acids. NCBI's taxonomy places the organism in Eukaryota, Fungi, Ascomycota, Eurotiomycetes, Eurotiales, Aspergillaceae. Gene Ontology annotation, molecular function: serine-type endopeptidase activity. The record is from RefSeq and is a predicted model, not a curated record. The transcript is spliced from 5 exons.
CUGGCGAUCUAUACAUCGAGCAAGGCGGCGAACACGGACUGCGGGCUGCGGAGGACACUUUUCCUCUCCUCCCGCCAACAACCACCUUUCCUUCACUCUGAUUAUCCCCGAUUUUGAAAACACUUUCGCAAUAUAACUCUAGUUAUCCAUUUAGAAUAACCGAAAUAUCCAAUCUUGCUGACUCCACAACUCUACCGCUCCGCAAACCCCCCCGCAACUCCUCCCUUCGCAUCUCCAUCUACCGGUUCAUCACCUCAGCCUCAUCGCCGCCAUGCUCUCCUUCCUUGGGUCGAGUAUGUCGAAUACGCGACAAUCACUCGCACAAGUACUCAAUUUUGCGCUCGUUCUUUCAACGGCAUUUAUGCUCUGGAAAGGCCUGUCUGUAGUGACGGCAUCCUCAUCGCCGAUCGUCGUCGUCCUCUCAGGAUCCAUGGAGCCCGCUUUCCAGCGAGGCGACCUCUUGUUUUUGUGGAACCGCAGUCCCCGCGCGGAAGUCGGCGAGAUCGUGGUCUACAACGUGAAGGGCAAGGAUAUCCCGAUUGUGCACCGAGUCGUGCGCACGUUCCCUGAGGUGGAGGGGAAAAAGGAGAAGACGGUCAAGGAAGUGCCCGAGUCGUCGCCGAUCCCCCCGAACAUGCUUCUCACCAAGGGCGACAACAACAUUGCGGAUGAUACGGAACUUUAUGCGCGUGGACAGGAUUUCUUGCACCGCAAGGAGGACAUUGUGGGGAGUGUGAGGGGAUAUAUGCCGAUGGUUGGAUACGAACUCGCCGAACUCACAGAAUCCUCUCCAGAGGGUAUCUCGGUUGAGCUUGCGAACGAAGCUGACCUCUACCAAUGGAGGGUCUUCAUGGACGGGCCUGAGGGGUCUCCUUUCUACAAAGGCCGCUUCGAACUCAAACUCUCCCUGCCGACAGAAUACCCCUUUAAGCCGCCAACUGUCUCCUUCGUGACGAAAAUCUAUCACCCUAAUGUAACGAACGACGACAAGGGAAGCAUGUGCCUGGGUAUGCUCAAGGCUGAUGAAUGGAAGCCCUCUUCAAAACUACUUGCUGUUUUGCAGUUCGCCAGAUCGUUGCUCGAGGAGCCGAUGCCAGAUGACGCCGUUGAGGGGCGGAUCGCAGAGCAGUACCGCGAGGAUAGGGCAAGGUAUGAAGAGAUCGCAAGGGAAUGGACGAGGAAGUAUGCUACAGCGUCAUAAAGUGGUUUGGAAUGGGAUAAGGGGUGGCAGUGGUGAUUGUACGCUUGGUGCGGACGCUGGACGGCCGCGUUGGGCUGUGACGGGGGAGGGGGGAUAGUGCACUACCGGAUAUUCUUGACGAGAGACAGAUACGAGGUGAGGUAGACUAUUUUGUUUCCAAUGAGUUAUGCUUCACGUAUGGGUUGGGUUUGCAUUGGCCACGGCUUUCAAGGAUCUACGGUUGCAUAACUGGUGAUGCGAGGCUACUGGUCUUUAUGAUUCUAUGCGUGUCUGCAAAGGCAGUGUCUCUACUUGCAUACUCUGGACGUAGCAAUGGCAUUCUAUGAAGUCAGUUUCUGAUCAAACCCACUUCUCGCGUAGAUUUCGAC